Penicillium brasilianum is the source of this 1791-nucleotide messenger RNA. NCBI's taxonomy places the organism in Eukaryota, Fungi, Ascomycota, Eurotiomycetes, Eurotiales, Aspergillaceae. The record is from the annotation of a GenBank genome assembly.
AUGGCGGUCCCCCAGCGGACGCUGACUUGGCUAUACUCGGUCUUGAGCAAGGACCAUUACGACCCCAAACAAACCUACCACGAUCCUAACCGGACCUACCACGACGUUGCCCAUGCGCUCGCCCAGUACCCCUCGCUCUCCCCGCGAACCGACGUCUACACGUACGAGAAUGGCUUCUCAGCGCUCCUCCUCCACGUUGUGGGCACACUCCCUGUCACCUUCCGGGGCACGACGUACCGAUUUCCGAUCGCGCUUUGGAUUCCCAAUACCUACCCUCGGGAGCCUCCGAUCAUCUAUGUGACACCUACGCAAGACAUGGCGGUUCGCGUUGGGCAACAUGUUACGCUCGAGGGGCGGGUGUAUCAUCACUAUUUGGCCCACUGGGCGGAGGCAUGGGAUAGAUCAACUAUUUCCGACAUGCUGUCCAUCCUUCGAGACGUGUUCGCCAAAGAACCUCCCGUUCGAUACAGGCAACCGAUGCCCCCUCAGUCGCAGCCGCAACAAGGUCCAAUGCAGAGUCCACCACCUGUACCACCUUUGCCUCCUGGGAUUGGACCUUCAAUGGCCCCAUCGCAGAGUUCAGCUCACAGUCAAUCCCCCAAUCAAGCCGCCAAUACUCCACCACAGCUACCACCCAAACCAGGUGCCACUGCGGAGGCUCAACAUACACCCGCGCCAGGUGCAGAACGAUAUCAAUCCCCUCCUCCACUCCCUCCAUUGCCGCCAAAGGGACCUGGUGCUCCUCGAGGCUCCAUCCCAGGGCAUCUGAGCUCGAUGAGCCCAGGAAGCCAAGUAUCUCAGCAGUUCGUUGCGGCGCAACCGUCUAUACCGCCUCAUAUGCAACCAGACUUGGCAGCUUAUAACAGGACCCCUGCUGGUGCUAGCUAUACACCACAAGCAGUCUAUCCUCGGCAGGCUGGACAGGCUGUUGAGCCCCAAAUGCCGUUGUCGCAACAGCAGCAGUCAUAUGCCCAACCAACACUUCAAGCACACCCGUCUCAAUAUCCGGGGUACCAGUCACCACCCGACCAACAGCAACAGCCACAGCCCCAACGUCAAGGACCUUCAUACCCACAGGGUCACUAUCAAGGUCCACCUCCAGCAGCAGCAGCGCCAGCAUCGAAGAAAGAAACCCCGGAUCUCCUCACCUCCCCCUUCGAGCUCGAACUCCCUUCAUUUACCCCCACGGGUCCCGCGCCCCCCAUCCCCCCGAAUCCAGAGAAAGACGCCUUACUCCAUGCCGUCUCGCAAACCCUCGCCGAGACCCUGAACAAUCACGCCGCCCAAUCCGACUCGGCAGCCCAAUCCCUCGUCGCGCAAUCACGGUCCCUCCAAGCCGCCAUGGCAACUCUCCAGGGAGAAGUCACCGCCCUAACCGCCCUCCAUUCAACCCUCCAGUCCAACACGGCAAUACUCCAACAAACCAUCCACCGCGCAGACACAACCAUCGCCGACGCCCAAGCCCGCUCCGCAUCAGCCGGAACCUCGGGCACCCCCUCCUCUUCCACCGCAACCGGCACGUCCGACUCGCACUCCGGUCUCCCGCCAAUCGACGAAGUCCUCGUCGCGCCGACGGUCGUCGGAAAGCAACUGUACGACCUCGUCGCGGACGAACAGGGUCUUCAGCAUGCGCUGUAUGCGUUGCAGUCGGCCCUGGUGCGGGGCGUGAUUGGGGUUGAUUCUUGGUCGAGGCAUACGCGUGGUCUUGCACGGGAGGCCUUUUUGAAACGCGCGUUGAUUCGAAAGAUUGGUCGUGGCAUGGGGUUGGAAGAGGGUGUUCCUGUGGUGUGA